Dissoconium aciculare CBS 342.82 is the source of this 2099-nucleotide messenger RNA. RefSeq names its product amino acid transporter. The transcript has a single exon. Gene Ontology annotation, biological process: amino acid transmembrane transport. Bases 143 to 1930 code for a protein of 595 amino acids. Lineage: Eukaryota; Fungi; Ascomycota; Dothideomycetes; Mycosphaerellales; Dissoconiaceae. Gene Ontology annotation, cellular component: membrane. The record is from RefSeq and is a predicted model, not a curated record. Gene Ontology annotation, molecular function: L-amino acid transmembrane transporter activity.
UGGGCAGCGACCAACGUUCAUCACGGCACGCGACCCGUUGUGCACCGUUAAUCUUCCUGUGCGGCCAUGGAGCAAUUACUACUGAACAGCAAGACCAUACGAUAGCAUCCUCUUCAUCUUUCCGAUCCGAGGUGCACAUACAAUGGCGCACCAAGCGCCUCAACUUGCGCCCCCUCGCGAUUCGUUGGAGCUUGCGAGUUUAGCAAGCUCGUCGCACGACCAUGGCCGCGCAUCACAAGAUUCGUCCUCAUCAGGCGCGCCGAGUUCGCGGAAACUGUCAUCGGAUGAUGCUACGCCUACUCGCCAGAUCAACCACAACCGCAGAUCAUAUUCGGUGUCAAGUACAUUCGACUUCAAUAACGCAUUAUUUCCCCUGACGUCCUCCGGUGCUGGAUACACCGCAUUGGGCACACCAAACACAUCUACAUUUGAUACACCGGGCCAGCAAAACCUCGAAAGAAACAAAAGCUUGACGUUUUUGAAUGGAUUAUCGCUCGUCGUUGGAGUGAUUAUUGGCAGUGGCAUAUUCUCUUCACCAGCUAGCGUCAACAGCAACGCAGGAUCGCCAGGUGCGGCCCUGAUCAUCUGGGUAAUUUCGGGUAUAUUGGCAUGGACAGGCGCAGCGAGUUAUGCGGAGCUAGGAGGCGCCCUGCCGCUGAACGGAGGCGCGCAGGUGUAUCUGGCGAAGAUAUUCGGAGAAUGGGCGGGAUUUGUUUUUACUUGGUGUUCCGUGGCAGUUCUCAAGCCCGGUUCCGCAGCCAUUGUGUCGCUCAUCCUUGGAGAAUAUCUUGUCCGAGCUGUGGUAGGCGCCGACGCCGAAGCAGUCAACCCCUGGGUCAACAAGGGGGUCGCCUUCGCCGCAUUGAUCAUCGUCACCCUGAUGAACUGUGUUUCCACAAAGCUAGGGACUCGCAGCGCGGACAUUUUCAUGUUCUUCAAGAUUGCUGGUCUCCUCGUCAUCACCAUCACUGGUAUAGUGGUGGGCACUACCGGAUUGGCAUACAACAAAGCUUCGCUCUCAACGACGUGGCGCACCACUCCGUGGUUUGAGGGUACUUCUACGUCAAGUUCGCAAUGGGCUGUCGCACUCUACGCUGGACUCUGGGCGUACGAUGGCUGGGACAACACCAACUUCGUCGUGGGAGAGAUGGUCGAUCCCGGUCGCGACCUACCCAAAGUCAUUCACACAGCCUUACCAUUGGUCAUUGUAUCAUACAUCCUCGCGAACCUGGCGUAUAUCUUCGUUCUGCCGACCGAGAUUAUUCAGCACUCGAACACAAUCGCCGUCGACUUUGCGAGUGUCGUAUAUGGCCCAGCUGGAGCGAUUGUGCUUGCCAUCGCCGUUGCCGGUUCGUGUUUCGGUGCGCUCAAUGCGUCGACCUUUACCACCGGUCGCCUUAUCUACAAAGCCAGCAAGGAGAAUUACAUCCCGGAGUUUUUCAGCACGAUCGGUUUCUCGAGUUCGGCACACCGCAUGCGACUUCCGAGAAGAACUGCACGCAGCAAGAGGUUAGCCGGCUGGCUUGCCGAUGAACCCGGAUUCUUCUUCACGCCUAUUUACGCCCUCAUUCUCAAUGCCGUUCUCACAUCCGCUUACCUUGCCGUCGGUGAUUUCCAAACAUUGACGACGUUCUAUGGCGUUGCAUCGUACCUUUUCUAUUUCGCCGCUGUUGUCGGACUGAUCGUGCUCCGAGUCAAGGAGCCUGAUCUGGAGCGACCUUAUAAAUGCUGGAUAAUCACGCCCAUAAUCUUCUGCUGUGUUAGCUUAUUCUUGGUGAGCAGAGCAGUGUUUGCGAAGCCACUUCAAGCGCUCAUUGUCUUUGGCUUUCUGGCAAUUGGAAUUCCACUUUACUGGUUUCGCCUGGGUCGAAAUCAUUCCCGGAGUGGAGGCCACGAAACUAUCCCCUGGUGGAAAAUAUGGAAACGAUGAUGAACUGUACCUUUAGUAUUCAUGAGAAACUCUACAUUACCUGAUUUAAUGAAACCCUGGAUGCUGUUCCUUUUUACAGAUGCACAAUGUGUCGCCGCGCAUUUCGCCUAUUACAGCAACCGCGUGAGAGUACAAUGGAAGUUCAGGCACUCUAGAGGGAAUACCGAGC